AUGCUUCGCUUCAUUGUCAUCGUGGGCCUGCUGCUGUUCGCACUAACUGCCAAGAAAUUGGUCACAUGGAGCAACCAUAUCUAUACGGCUCGGAGCAGUGGCUUCGUGGUCCGCAAGUCACCCGUGCAUCUGAUCGACCUGUGGUGGUUAGGAUUGUAUCCCAAGCUGGUGCCAUGGCUCAACUACCUCUCUGCUGCGUGGACCAGCGGAUGGCUGCCCCUGAGCAAAAUCUUCCACCUUUGGCAUGUCGGCCAUGAACCCUUCGAGCAGCUGGGAAGCGACAACAUUAUGCUCUCCUCCCCCAACGGCAAUAUGCUUUGGAGCAGCGACCCAGAGACCAUCAACCAGAUCGCGAACCAGGCCAAGAACUUCCGCAAGCCUGUCGAGUACUUCAGCUUCUUCGACACGUACGGUCCCAACAUGCAGACCUCCCUCGGCGACAACUGGAAGGCCCAGCGCAAGAUGGUCGCCCCGGCCAUUGGUUCUCACUCGAAUGCCGCCAUGUGGCAGUCCUCGCUGCUUCAGGCUGAAAGACUGACGGCGCUCAUGACGGCGGAUGGCCCCGUCAUCAGCCAUAUGAAGGACCAUAUGUCGGAGAUUUCACUGCACUGCAUCGCACAGUGCUUCUUCAACAAGAACCUCGAGUACGAGACCAUCAAGGAAUUUCCCUCGCGCGAGCUGCCUGAGGGGCGAUUCGGGUUCGUCGAGGCCAUGUUCACUACCAUUGACAAGCUCGGCAUUAUAGAUUCGAUCCCCAAGUCGUUGCGCGAUACCCUGAUCGCCAGCACGCGGCCCGAGUCGGCUGAAAGGAAUGGCAAAGUCCUGGACCGCGAGACGUUGACUGGCAAUGUCUUCUUCUUCCUGCUCUCAGGUCACGGUACCGCAGGCAACACGCUGGGCUUCAUGAUGUUCCUCCUUGCCAUCCGCCAGGACAUCCAAGCGGAUCUGCACGCCCACCUCGACGCUGAGCUCGGAGGCAAGCCCAUAGACACCUGGUCCGUUACGGACGAGUUCAUGCGACUCUACAACGGCUACACUGGCGCCGUGCUCAAGGAAGCCAUGCGCCUGUACAACGUCGUCGAGUUCAUCCCGCGACGGUGCACUGCUGAAGCAUCUGUUACCGACCUCAACGGCAAUCACUUCACUAUCCCCCGCGAUACGCUGUGUCUGCUCAACUUCACCGCCGCCUUCCGCCACCCCAGCAUCUGGCCCGCGGGCCCCACCGCCAACGACCCCGCAACAGGUAAGUACCAUCCGAUGCUAGAUUUCGAUCCAAGCCGUUGGGACAGCUUUGCGGACAAGAUCACCAAACCGUCCGAGGUUGGGCUGCGCACGUACUUCCCCUUCGGCCUCGGCGGGCGUGCGUGCCUGGGGAAGAGCCUCGGCUCUAUCAUGAUGGUGGGCGUACUGGCGUAUAUUUUCACACACUUUAGCAUUGAGCUGGUGCCGUCCCACGCGGUGGAGGAGGAGGCGACAAGGACGGGUGCGGACGAGAAGUGGGUCAAGGAGCGGACGCAGGAGCAGGCGUUGCAGAUGCUGGUGGAUGAGGUCGAGUGCAAUUUGCUGAUUGAGCUGCGCAAGGAACUGCCGGUACGGUUGGUGCCGCGGUUGGUGCCGCAGUUGGUGCCGCAGAAGGUGUAG
Pyrenophora tritici-repentis Pt-1C-BFP is the source of this 1641-nucleotide messenger RNA. The record is from RefSeq and is a predicted model, not a curated record. Lineage: Eukaryota; Fungi; Ascomycota; Dothideomycetes; Pleosporales; Pleosporaceae.